AUGGGUGGCAGUGUGUAGCGCCGCUUCUGUGGUGGGUGGUCGACGCAUCUACCAGUGGUGGGUAGAUGCAGCGUGUCCGGUGUAGUGGAACUGGGGAGGGUGUACCAGGGCGGCUGUGGCACGGGCAGUAGUACCCAUGCAGAGUGUGACACAGAAACAUACCCCCGGCGCAAAGAGAAAGUUUCACUUUACUUCCGUUUCCUCGCUGCAACCCGAGGGCUUCCUCGCCCCCGUAACCGAGUGACCUCCGACGAGAAGAUCCAUGGAGUUGCGGUGAAGAGGAUUACUGGCACAGUUCUUCGGUGGCAAAAAAUGCUAGAAUUGUGUUGAGGCCAGAGUGUGUUGGUCGGGCAGGCGGGCCGCGGCCAGUCACAGAGGCCAGUGAUAUAACGAGUGUGGUGCGGGCAAGGCUGUGUCGUGCGGCCAAGUGUGUGUGUGUAUGUAUGUGUUUCUGUGCCAUACUAGACCCACCGUGUUUGUCUCUUGACCGGUGAUGUCACUACGGGCCGUCGCUUGCCCCACUGGCCACCCGCCGCUCUAGAAUAGUGUCGUCCACUAUUAGAAAUUCGCCGAAGGAGAUUUACAUUCUUGGAUCUGUUUACAACGAGGAUCGACAGUUGGUUUAAAGGAUUACUCUGCGCCUCAAACAAUCCUCAGGUGUUUGGUGGCUGGUGGUGGCCGGCCGCCGCCGCUGCUGGAGGUGGAGACGGAUGAAGACUGCGAGAGAGCGACUCCUGCUCUGUCUCAACAGCUCCCAUGGCUUUCGUCAAUGUUCAAACCAGCGUCAGAGUAAAUAGAGCAGCCAACAGCACUGAGACGUCCGGGUCACUACCCAAGCUGAGUAGCCAAGAUGACGACGGCCCCAACACGCAGACCAACUACACAGGGACCGGCAACUUCGAGCCCAUACCACACGACCACGACUUUUGUGAGAGAGUCGUUAUUAACAUAAGUGGUCUUCGGUUCGAGACUCAGCUUCGUACCCUCAACCAGUUCCCGGACACGCUGCUCGGGGACCCCGCGCGACGGAUCCGCUACUUCGACCCGCUCCGCAAUGAGUACUUCUUCGAUCGCAACAGACCGAGCUUCGAUGCCAUCCUGUACUACUACCAGAGCGGAGGCCGUCUUCGGCGGCCCGUUAACGUCCCGCUUGACGUCUUCGCCGAGGAGAUCAAGUUCUACGAGCUUGGAGAAGUUGCCAUUAACAAAUUCAGGGAGGACGAGGGCUUCAUCAAGGAGGAGGAGCGUCCACUGCCCGAGAACGAGUUCCAGCGGAAGGUGUGGCUGUUGUUCGAGUACCCAGAGAGCUCGCAGAAUGCGCGCGUGGUGGCUAUCAUCUCCGUCUUCGUUAUCCUCCUCUCCAUUGUGAUCUUUUGCCUUGAGACCUUACCGGAAUUUAAGCACUACAAAGUGUUCAAUACCACGACCAACGGCACUGUGGUUGAGGAGGACGAGGUGCCCGAAGUCACGGAUCCAUUCUUCCUUAUAGAAACCAUUUGUAUCGUUUGGUUUUCAACGGAACUAUUAGUGAGAUUUUUUGCGUCGCCACUCAAAGGAGCGUUUUUGAAAGACGUCAUGAAUAUUAUCGAUAUAGUAGCUAUCAUUCCUUACUUUAUUACUUUGGCCACUGUGGUAGCAGAGGAGGAAGGGGAAGUGAUGGUGAUCCCCGCAGAAACACUCUCCCCGCACGAGAAGGGGUCCAAUCAGGCCAUGUCCUUAGCCAUCCUCAGAGUUAUCCGACUGGUCCGAGUAUUCAGAAUAUUCAAAUUGUCUCGGCACUCCAAGGGGCUUCAGAUUCUAGGAAGAACGCUCAAGGCAUCCAUGAGAGAACUUGGUCUGCUAAUAUUCUUCCUCUUCAUUGGCGUUGUGUUAUUCUCCUCUGCCGUAUACUUCGCUGACGCCGGCUCUGAGCGCUCCUGCUUCAAGAGCAUCCCGGACGCCUUCUGGUGGGCCGUUGUCACCAUGACGACAGUGGGCUAUGGAGAUAUGAGGCCUGUGGGUGUGUGGGGCAAGAUUGUUGGCUCCCUGUGCGCGAUCGCUGGCGUCCUCACCAUUGCGCUUCCUGUUCCCGUUAUCGUGUCAAACUUCAACUAUUUUUACCACCGGGAGACUGACCAGGAGGAGAUGCAGAGUCAGAACUUCAACCACGUCACCAGCUGUCCGUACCUGCCUGGCACUGUGGGUCAGCACUUGAAGAAGGAUUCCUUAUCAGAGUCAUCGUCCGACAUCAUGGACCUUGAGGAGGGCAUCUUGUUGCAACACGACCUUAGUAAAAAACAGAAUUGCAACCCACGUCACAAUAAUAAUAUAAACGCUAUGAGCAUCGAAACUGACGUCUGACAUUUGUGUGGCAGGAAGGAGUCGAGCAGUGCCAAUAUCAAGUGCACAAAGUAAUUAUAAAGUGGGUCUAGCUGCCGUGCCAUCUUCAUCCUGCGAACUUCACAGUGAAGAAGGCAGCCUUGAGAAGCACUCGAGUCAUAUUGGGUCAGGAGGUCAACAGUUACAAAGAGAAAAUCAAAGCAAAGGAGAAUGCAUUAGGUUAUGAAACAAUUAGUGUGCAGUGAUCAAAACUUAGUUAUAUAUAUAUUGGUUAGGUUGUUCUAUUAAAAUCAGAAAACUCAAAUAUCUCAGAAACCCAAUUUGAACCAAAGACAGCAAUCAAGGUUAUUAGGCAAGUUAAAGUUAGGGUUACAGGGUUAAUGAGAUCAGUACAAAACAUGGGUUUAGAAGAUUGGCUUUAAAGAACUUGACUGCAAACCAGUUUGUGCAUUUGCAUCACUGACAUUACCCAAUAAAUCCUAAUCUCUGAUUUUCACUCCUGACCUAAUUUGAUCCAAUAGUGCAAAAAACAUGCAAUCAAAACAGCGCAAGAAAGGAAGGCUGCGUAGAUGGACUAAGACGCGUUUGAUAUACUGUACAUGUGAUAUCCCUAAUCUAAUAGUGGAAGAAUGACCUCAUUUAGAAAAUAACCUUUAAUAUGAAAUAUCUAAAUUUGUUUUUAUAAUAAACUCAUCAGUUAUGAAAUCAGUGUGGUGAUAGUGAAUGCUACUGAGAUGAGCCUGCAUAUGUAAUGGGGUGAGCCAUUGUGAGCCUUUAACAGUUCUUUCAUGGCUGCUUUUCCAAGAAAAGAAGC
Messenger RNA from Procambarus clarkii (red swamp crayfish), 3133 nucleotides. Lineage: Eukaryota; Metazoa; Arthropoda; Malacostraca; Decapoda; Cambaridae. The record is from RefSeq and is a predicted model, not a curated record.